Messenger RNA from Trematomus bernacchii (emerald rockcod), 5369 nucleotides. Its product is annotated as ephrin type-A receptor 7-like. The coding region runs from base 161 to 3229 and encodes 1022 amino acids. Gene Ontology annotation, cellular component: plasma membrane; neuron projection. NCBI's taxonomy places the organism in Eukaryota, Metazoa, Chordata, Actinopteri, Perciformes, Nototheniidae. The record is from RefSeq and is a predicted model, not a curated record. Gene Ontology annotation, biological process: cell surface receptor protein tyrosine kinase signaling pathway; protein phosphorylation; axon guidance. Gene Ontology annotation, molecular function: protein binding; ATP binding; transmembrane-ephrin receptor activity. The transcript has 18 exons.
UCCCCCGAGAUAUAAAAUAAGCCGCGUGGCUCUCCAGAUCCUGCACUAUUUGCCCAGACGGCAUCCGCUCCAUUCAAACACCGAGUGCGUCUCUGCUGCGGUGCGUUGCGCGCAGACUGGAGAGAGAUGACAAGAGCCCCGCGGAACUGGCCACAUAAACAUGGAUCUCUGUAAAACGCUGAUUUCGGUGCUUUGGAUAUUAUUGCUGAACAUAGACGAACACUGUCACGCCGAGGAAGUGGUGCUGCUGAAUUCUAAAGAGACUCAGGCAGAGCUGGGCUGGACGUCUUACCCCCCCAAUGGAUGGGAGGAGAUAAGCGGUGUGGAUGAGAAGUACAAACCCAUCCGGACAUACCAGGUGUGCAACGUGAUGGAGCCCCUGCAGCAGAACAACUGGCUGCAGACCGGCUGGGUGACGCGUCAGGGGGGCCAGCGCAUUUUUGUGGAGCUCCAGUUCACGCUGCGCGACUGCAACAGCAUCCCCGGUGUGGCGGGAACAUGCAAGGAGACGUUCAACCUCCUCUACGUGGAGACGGACAGGGACCUGGGGGGCGUGACCCGGGAAGACCGCUACACCAAGAUCGACACCAUCGCCGCCGACGAGAGCUUCACGCAGGGCGACCUGGGCGAGAGGAAGAUGAAGCUGAACACAGAGGUGCGUGAGAUCGGACACCUCAACAGGAAGGGCUUCCACCUGGCGUUCCAGGACGUGGGCGCCUGCGUGGCCCUGGUGGCCGUGCGGGUGUACUACAAGCGUUGCCUAGCGACCGUGCAGAACCUGGCAGUGUUCCCCGACACGGUGGCCGAGGCGUCCUUCGCAACGCUGGUGGAGGUGCGCGGCAACUGCGUCAACAACUCCGAGGUGGACGCUGACAGCCCUCCCAGGAUGCAUUGCAGCGCCGAGGGGGAAUGGCUGGUGCCCAUUGGGAAGUGCAGCUGCAGCGCCGGCUACGAGGAAGGACACAGCAGCUGUGAAGCGUGUCCCCAUGGAUCCUACAAGAUGUCCUCCAGGCAGCAGGAGUGUUUCCCCUGCCCGGCCAACAGCAAGGCAGAGGAGGAAGGAUCGGUGGAGUGUGUGUGUGAGGAGGACCACUUCCGAACCCCGCUGGACACACCCUCAGCCGCCUGCACAAGGCCCCCCUCCCCGCCUAGAGACUUGGUGUACACCCUGAAGCAGUCCACACUGAUCUUAGAGUGGGCCGCACCCUCGGACACAGGCGGCAGGGUGGACCUGACCUACAGCGUGGGGUGCCGGCGAUGCGUUGGGAGGCAGUGUGAGCCGUGUGGGACGAGUGUGGGCUUCGUCCCUCAGCAGUUGGGGCUGACGGAGAGGACGGUGACCCUGGUCAAUCUCCUCCCCAACACCAACUACACCUUCACUGUCGAAGCCUUGAACGGAGUGUCAGAGCUGCUGCCCAACAAGCGCUUCUACACCCAGGUCAACGUGUCCACAAGCCUGCCAGCGCCCUCUCUGAUCAGCGAGCUGCGAGCGGAGAAGAUCGAGCAGAAGGGCCUCACCCUGGUGUGGAGGCAGCCCUCCUACCCAAACAGCAGCCGCACCGAGUACGAGGUCAAAUACUACGAGAAGGAACAAAAGGAUCAGAGUUAUUCUACUGUGAAGACAGCCGCCACACGGAUCAGUGUCAACAACCUCAAACCCGGCACCACAUAUGUCUUCCUCAUCCGCCCGUUCUCCACGCCGGCCCCCUCCUCGUCCCUGUCCUCCUCCCCUCUGUCAUCCUCCGCCUCUUCGUCCUCCGCAACUUCUUCAUCAUCUUCCUCAUCGUCGUCGUCGUCCUCUCCGGCGCCCAUCGACUACGGAGCGUACAGCGCCCCCCUCGAGCUGCAGACACUUGGCGAGUUGGCACUGGCGUCCAGCGAACAGAAUCCAGUGGUGAUCAUCGUGGUGGUGUCCGUGGCCGCCCUCAUCAUGCUGCUCUCCAUGGGGGUCGGUCUGCUCAUCUGGAGGAGACAAUGCGGCUACAGCAAGGCUUCUCAAGAGGGCGACGAGGAACUUUACUUCCAGUUUAAGAUCCCAACACGGAGGACCUACAUCGACCCGGAGACCUGCGAGGACCUGCUGCAGGCCGUGCACGCUUUCGCCAAGGAGCUGGACAACUCCAGCAUCAAGAUCGAGAGAAUUGUGCACACAGGUGACUUUGGGGAGGUGUGUCGCGGCUGCCUGAAGCUGCCCAGUAAGAGGGAGCUGCCGGUGGCCAUAAAGACGUUAAGGGCGGGCUGCUCUGACAAACAGCGACGCUCCUUUUUAAGCGAGGCCGGCAUCCUGGGGCAGUUUGACCACGCCAACAUCAUCCGGCUGGAGGGCGUCAUCACCACGGGUAACACCAUGAUGAUCAUUGUGGAGAGCAUGACUAACGGAUCCUUAGAUUCCUUCCUCAGGAAACAUGAGGGCCAGAUGAGUGUAAUGCAGCUGAUGGAUAUGCUGACCGGCGUGGCAUCGGGGAUGAAGUACCUCACCGAAAUGGGCUUCAUCCACAAACGGCUGGCCGCACACAAGGUGCUGGUUAACUCCAGCCUGGGCUGCAAGGUGUCUGGCUUCAGACCUCUGCAGGACGACAAGAUAGAGGCCAUCUACACCUCACUGCACGGAGGUAAGAGCGUGGUGCUGUGGACCGCUCCGGAGGCCAUCCAGUACCACCGCUUCUCCUCCGCCUCGGACGUGUGGAGCUUCGGCAUCGUCAUGUGGGAGGUCAUGUCCUAUGGAGAGAGACCCUACUGGGAUAUGGGCAACCAGGACGUGAUCAAGGCGAUCGAGGAUGGUUUCAGGCUGCCCGCUCCAGUAAACUGCCCCCCCCACCUCCACCAGCUGAUGCUGGACUGCUGGCAGAAGGAGAGGACGGAGAGGCCCAGCUUCAGCCAGAUCCACUCAGCCCUCAGCAAGAGCAUUCGCUCCCCCGAUGGCAUCGGCUCCUCCACGUUGUCACGCAGAACCCUGAGUUCCUCCAUCACGCUGGCAGAGAGGCCGCUGCACUCCUUCCCAGCAUUCAACUCUGUGGGGGAGUGGCUGGACGCAGUGGACAUGGGCCGAUACAAGGACAACUUCACCGCCGCAGGGUACUGCUACCUGGAGUCUGUGGCCCGGAUGACCGUCCAAGAUGUGCUGAGUCUUGGCAUCACUUCCCUUGAGCACCAGAAGCUGAUACUGGCCGCCAUCCAGACCCUCAGAGCGCAGGUCAUCCAGAUGCAUGGGCGCGGGGUGCAGGUCUAACUAACGGGGGGGCGCCUGCUCUCAACCUGCAGCUGCAGACCCUCGUGUGUGCAGACGGAUGAUGGGGUGGAGAAGAGGAGAGAAAGAGAGAUCGCUCUUCCAGACAGAAGGAAAGAUGAGCAGAUCUUUCAGCUAGCUGCACUCUAUCUACUCUUCCUUCCCACACAUCCUCAUGCCUUCCUUGAUUCCUUUCUUCCUUAUUUGUUUUUAAACCUCUCAGAGACGAGUUCCUGUCGCCGUUGGGGGGAUAGCAGAGGAUUGACGUCACUGACUUUUUUUUCCUGUGACCUCUAUCUGCACUUCAAUAACAAUGUCAGCUCCAUCACACUGGUUCUGGAUCAGUGCGUCAAGGCAGAUUAAAUAUUGUCUGAGCAGGACGCUCUCUGUCUGAAGCUGACCUCCAAGCUGUCGGACUAGUGCUUAAAGGAAAAAUAUAAGGGUAGAAUUUCCCUUUAACACAACAUUGAUUGACUAAAAACAGUAUGUGGCCACACCCAGGGACUAUUUCCUUUGCCUGGGAUCAGUUGCUCUGAUACAGAAUCAUAUCGUUGUACGUCAGAGCGUAUUUCAUCAGAUGUGAGAGGAACAUUUCUGAUGAUCCAACAUGGCUGCAGUAGCUUAAGAAGACUGUGCUGUCCCAUGUCAAGGAUCCAGUGAGAGUGAGGUUAGAUGAGGCCUAAAUGAAAGCCUCCAGUAAAUGAGUCUUAUAUUCAGUAUAUAACGUGUGCAGACGGAACGAACACAGGCCCGAGGACAUGCUGUACGUUCAGGAACGUCAACCUGUUUUCUUGUUUCCCUUGGGGCUACUGAUGGUCGAACAAAAGCUGCAGGAUACAAUUGUAAAGGUUGAAAAUGUGUGUUUGAUUGUUCAUUAAUUUGUUGUGCGUCGCUGUCUAUUUCGCUGUCAUAGUUUCUUUAUAUUUCUCUUCUUUCCAGUUGUUUACUUUGUGCAUUUAAAACUAAUUCUCCCUUUCCCCCGCUGGAUGUCUACUCCAUGAUCCUCCUCACUACUCUGUAUAGAGCACGGAAGAUGGCCAGAUUCAGAUAUUUAUCCAUAUUUAUUUAUGUUUACAGACUGUACCACAAACCUCUGUGAAGAAGAGCUUGAGAAGGGUUAUUUAACUUAUAGUAUUUAAAAAAAUAAAGCAGUUGUGUUCUUGUUUUCUUUAUUUUACUGCUGAGUUUAUAACUGAAUAAAUGAGUAGUUUUGUACACUGGAGGGUUUUUACUGUCGGCACACAGUAUCUGUGUAUUCUUGAACACUGGAGCUGGUACGGUUGAAGUUGAGGUCCAUUAUCUUUGGAUUUGCUGUAUACAUGACAGUGUGUGUGUUGCAGUAUGAAUACAGUAUUAAGGAAUGUCAUAUGGACUUUUUUUCUCUAUGUAAAUGUUGGAUUAUCAUGUUUAAUUUUGCGUUGUUAAUAUCUGGCUCUGCCAUGCUACGUGGUUGCACUUUUUCCCCAGAUAACUCCCAGAAUUCUCCCUGUACAGCGAUCUCACCUUUUUUUGUUUCAAUACAGGAGACUUGAGCGAGGACGUUUAUUGGGGCAUUAUCAUAGGUUUUCACAAUAAAAAGGUACAUUCAUUUCUGAGUGAAAUAUUGUAACUGGUUUGUAUUUGGAACAAAAUGAGUUUUUCCUCCUUGUACGCUACUUUCUCUGUAUCCGUUUUGUCAAAUGAAAUAAACUCAUGUGUCCUUUAUAGAUGGAAUCACACACAUACUGUAACACACCAAUGGUCCCUUUGACACACACACAAAAGACUCCACACACACACACACACACAUGCAGUUGCUUUCACACAAACUGGACCUCUUCAACACAAUGAAUGAAACUUCCCCUCUGUCCCUCUCUCUGUUACUGUGACCAUUAUGAUAUAUGUUUAAUACUGUAAAUAUGUACUUGAAAAUGCUAAAUCUAUUUUUAUAAUUUGUUUGAGAAACAAUGUGUUGAAUAUAAUAUCUGCUCACUGUGUAAGGGUUUUAUUUGUUGAGUCUAGGGCCAUAGCCAAGAAAAGGUGUUUGGAAUAUAAAAUUGAAAAAAAAAAUGUUUUUUUGUUAGUUUUUUGAUGAUUUUUACCUGUUAGAAGAAAAUCGGAUGGCUGUUGCAAUAUUGAAACUAUUAAAACAUUUCCAAUACAA